Messenger RNA from Protopolystoma xenopodis, 2643 nucleotides. Lineage: Eukaryota; Metazoa; Platyhelminthes; Monogenea; Polystomatidea; Polystomatidae. The record is from the annotation of a GenBank genome assembly.
AUGCGGUAUAGCUCUAGUGUAUGGAAUUUGCUUCUUACAGGCCCUAUUAUAACUUGUCCGAAUUGUCGUUUCUGUCUUUCUCCUUCUCUUCUUCCCCUGGCAGCCGCCUCUCUUAAGCAAACUGGCCUGUCCAACGGCAACGCUAGAAGCGCAUUCUGCGUGAAUGUACAGUUUCUGCCGUUCAAACGGCUGCUUGGAAGAUCCGAUUUUCAAAUGGCACUGCAUUUAUCUUCGUUGGGGUCAUGGUUGCGGCCGGCUGGCACUUUGGCAUCUCUGCCUUAUUCUACGAUUGUGCCAACUGUCCUCCUCUUCGUCGCCCUGGCAACCGGCAUGUCGGUCGGCCAGCCAUUGUCCGGAACCUGUCCCUCCUCCUGCAAAUGUGUCCCCGGCAUGAUGACCUGCACUGGUCACGGUCUGCGCAGCAUCCCAUCGCCGCAUUCCGAGACUCUGGAGCGUCUUAUUGUGCACAAUCAGACGUUCAUCUUCAACCGGUUGGACGCGGCCAUUCUGGCCAACCUCACGUCUCGCGAGUUCGGCGGUCAAAUCGCGCUGAAGCAGUUGAUCCUGCGCUACUGCGGCCUCGUCAGUCUGGCGCCCUACACCUUCCGUCGCCUCGGCCGGCAAUUGCGACAACUCGAUCUGUCCGGCAACCCGCUGGCCAGUCUGGGCGAGUUUGCGUUCGCCGGCCUCCGCUUGCAGUACCUCUCGUUGACGUUGCUCUCGCGGGCUCCCGACAUUCCGGACGCGGCAUUCGCCGACCUCGACGAGGUCGUCAAUCUGCUGUUGGCCGACUCGCAACUGACUCAUCUGCCGGCCGCUCCCUUCCUCCGGCUGGCCCGCCAAGCCGGUCUGGUGCAUCUGGACCUGCGCGGCAACCGAUUGACUCGACUCGAGCCCGGUUUCGACGCCGUCUUUGCCGGGCUCCAGCAGUUCUGGCUGGACGGCAACAACUGGACCUGCGACUGUCGGUUGGCCUGGCUGGUGCGUCGCUAUCGCAGCCUCGUCCAGGCCGGCCAGACGGCGGCGGGCGCCUCUUCAGCAGCCGCUUCGUUGUCGUCCAGCCUCCAGCGGCGCGGAGCGCCGGUCUGUCAUGAGCCGGCCGAAUUCGCUGGCCGAUCGUUCGACUCGUUGAUCGCCGAUCUCGAUCACUUUGCCCAACUGCGACGCGCCGCGUCCGACGCAAUUACAGUCGCGACGGUGCCCUUUCUGCUCUGUCCACCGCCGAGUCUACGUCGCGUCGAGGUGGACCUUCGCGGCCUCGUCGCCGAUCCCGACGUCCCGACCGAGCCCAGCGUCAGUCUGGCCUGCCAGGCCGUCGGCUCCUCCGACCUCGUCGUCCGCUGGGUCUACCACGCUUCGACGCCCACGUCAACGUCAACGUCGACGUCGGCGUCGACCGGCAGCGCCGUACGCGCCAGUUACCUCAACGAAAGCGGACUUCAAGCCGUCCACGCCGGCUUCGAGGCGGCCGGUUGGCGGCUGCCGGUGGCUGUGGCGCAAGCCGAUCUGCCCGUCCGGCGGAUCGGCCAACUCGACGUCUACUCGUGCCAUGCCGACGACGUAUCCGGCAACGCCUCUGCCGUCGUCCGCAUCAAAUGGCCAGCAUCGCCGUCGCCGUCGCCGUCGCCGUCGCCGUAUUUCCCACCGUCGCCGUCGCCGUCGCCGUCGCCGUUGGCGGGGCUGGAUGGAGGCUCGGACGAGCGUUCAGUGCGUUCGGCGAAGCCGAGCUACCUCUACAGCAAACAGUUCAGUCUCGUAGAGAUGCUGGGCGCCGUCAUGGGCACAUUUCUGUGCACGGUCCUGCUCUUUUUGCUGGUCUACCGGAGCCUGUUGCGAGGCAGUCGGCGGUUGGGUCUGCUGGCCUGCCUCGUGCCGGGAGCCGGCAAACUGUCACGCUCCAGCGACGAGGCCAUCUGCUCGAGGACACGCUAUUGCGGCGCCGAGAGCGAGGACAAACAGCCUCUGCCGGCCAACGCCGACGGCGUCCACUUCAUGCGGUACCAACUGCAGCAGAACCCCGACACUCGCGGCCCCGGAUUGCCCGGCGACGGCCCCUCCUCCGCCAACGGCACCUCCUCGUCCGCCACCUCUUCCCACCUCAUGCGACAGCAACAUCAGCAGCAGCAACAACAACAACAACAGGACACGCAACAGACACAACAGUCGUCCGACGGCCAGACAGGACAGACGCAGUCGCUGGCGGACGCCCUCAGCAACCACAACUCGGCGGGUCUGAUGCUUCUGCCGCCGGGUCUUCUCGGUCAAAUGACUCUGAAGAAGGCGCUCGCCGUCGGCCAACUGCCCACUCUCUCGCUGCCGCUCUCUUUGCCGCUGCCUCUCCCUCCGGCCAGCUCGGCCGACCUGCUGACUGUGCUACACCAGACGCCGCUAUUCGCCGGGCCGCCGCCCAGCACCACCACCUACGAGGCCGUCGUCUACUCCGACCACGCCGCCACCUACGACGUGCCGCAGAACGGCCUCGGACACCUCGUCAGUCUGGCGCCCAGCGGGCUCGGACUCGAUGGUACCACAGUCGGGACGAGACCGGACAUUCAUCUGCUCGAGCGCUAUCUGGAGGCCGUCAAUCUGUCCAACCAUUCAGCCAUGCCGGGCCUCUCUUUAGCUGCUGUGGGCUUAUUCGCA